GAGCACAAGGCCCUGGACGACGUUGUCCGGGAGACUCGGAAGGAUGGCGCGAAGAAGCGCAAGGCGGCCCUGGAAGAGAAGAAGAAGGCGUCGGCGGCCGAUCAAGAUCAAGCGGCCCCGGAGUCCUCCGUUCUGGAUGCGCACCAAGCAAAUCAGGAUGAGGCUCCGGAGGCGGACUCGGCCGAGUCUGUGCCGGCCGGCACCGAAUAUGUCCCAGACCCGGUGACGGGACUGGAUGAGGGUGAGUCCACACAGGAUGAUGAACCCGCCCAGGCGUCUGUGGAAGGCGCCGAUGAGGUUGAGCCCCCGGCUGAGGAUCGAGUUUCGGACUCUCCCCAGCCGGAUGACGAAGUCGAGAUUCUGGACGAAGCCCCGACGAUCAAGCAUGAAGGCCCGCUGUCGACUGUCCAAGAAGACGGCGUACGGAAUGACGAAGCCGACACCCGGUCUGUGCCCGCGCAAUCAAGUCCGGCCGCGACCGCCCAAGCUCCCGCGCUCAAGAUGGAAGCCCAAUCCAGUAUGGCGCCCUCGGAUUCGCGAGGACCCGACGAGACCAAGGCUCAAGUGAGCAAGGUUCAGGCGAAGGUGUACGUGGCCGAACAAGUGCGUCGCUGGGAGCAGCAUCGUGAACGCGCUGCCGUCCCGCUCAAGGUGGAGUACGCCUGGCCCGAGCUGGCACCCGCCUUCACCGAACGGUGGACCGCCGCGCUGGCGACGUCGAAGUACCUGUCGGACCGGAUGGCCAUGGCGAGUCAAGACGCUGCGUGGAUCGCGGAGCUUGGUCCGUGCGUUGCGCUCAACCAGACUCUCCUCUUCGCUGCCGGUUUCAGGUUUCACAACCGGAUCCCGAUGUGGUUCCAGUCG
Messenger RNA from Phytophthora sojae, 864 nucleotides. RefSeq lists its product as hypothetical. The transcript has 2 exons. The annotation marks the transcript as partial. The record is from RefSeq and is a predicted model, not a curated record. NCBI's taxonomy places the organism in Eukaryota, Oomycota, Peronosporomycetes, Peronosporales, Peronosporaceae.